AUGGCUGCAUCACGAAGAGUUUCUUCACUACUCAUUCGACGAGUCGCUACUUCACCAGCGCACUCAUUACUGUCGAUACCCCGCCAAAUCCCCCGACUACGCUCCUCGCUCCCUACUGCUGCCGCUUCACGACUUCCAGCGCUACGCUCAUUCCACGUCUCCUCAUUACGCUUUAACGAUGCGCUCCACUUCGAGCGUGAGUCUGACGAAGUUGAUGUCUGCAUUGUCGGUGGUGGCCCUGCCGGCCUCUCAGCUGCAAUUCGUUUGAAACAACAAGCCAAUGCCGCUGGCAACGAAGAUUUCCGUGUUCUUCUGCUUGAAAAAGCUGGUGACAUGGGAGCGCACAUUCUCUCUGGCGCCGUGAUUGAACCCAGCGCCCUCAAUGAGCUCCUCCCGGACUGGAAUAGCCCGGACAACGAGAACAGAUUCAAGAACGUCACGGCGGUUACGUCGGAUCGCAUGCGCUUUCUUACCAAGAACAAGGCUAUACCCAUGCCUGGGCCUCCGCAGAUGAACAACCACGGCAACUACAUCGUUUCUCUCAAUGAAUUGACAAAGUGGCUGGCUGAACGUGCUGAGGAAAUUGGUGUGGAAGUGUACCCUGGGUUUGCGGCGAGCGAGGUCCUGUACGCCCCCGAUGGGAGUGUGAAGGGUGUGGCGACCAACGACCUCGGUAUCGGGCGUGAUGGGAAGCCGAAGCCGAGCUUUGAGCGGGGUAUGGAGUUCCAUGCAAGGUGUACAUUGUUUGCAGAGGGGUGCCACGGGAGCUUAACAAAGAAGGUUAUUAAGAAGUUUGACCUGAGGAAGAACUCUCAACCGCAGACAUACGGUAUUGGAUUGAAGGAGGUGUGGGAGGUUAAGCCCGAGAACUUUGUUAAGGGCCAAGUCAGCCAUACCUUGGGGUGGCCACUUCCGACAAACACAUAUGGUGGCAGCUGGAUGUACCAUUUUGGGGAGAACAAGGUGUCGCUUGGCCUCGUCGUCGGUCUUGAUUACCCUAACCCAUACCUAUCACCAUAUGGCGAAUUCCAACGUAUGAAGCACCACCCAUUCUUCGCUUCUGUCCUUGAAGGUGGCCGCUGUAUCUCAUAUGGUGCCCGGGCUCUCAACGAGGGUGGGUUUCAAUCCAUUCCCCAGGUUACCUUUCCCGGUGGAGCUCUCAUCGGUGACACCGCCGGGUUCCUUAACGUCCCUAAGAUCAAGGGAACCCACACUGCCAUGAAGUCCGGAAUGUUGGCUGCAGAGGCCUGCUUUGAUGCAUUGGAAACCAACAAGACUGGCGGAACAGUCAUGCUAUACAACUACGAAGACGCAUUGCGCAAGAGCAGUAUCUGGAAGGAGCUCAAGCAGGUUCGCAAUAUGCGACCCAGUUUCCACUCCCCUCUGAAAAUCUUCGGCGGGAUUUUGUACUCUGGUCUUGAAGCCUAUGUCCUGAAGGGUCGCGUUCCAUGGACUCUCAAGCACCCGGGCCCCGACUACGCCGCCACCAAGACCGCAGACAAGUCAACUCCCAUCACAUACCCCAAGCCUGAUGGAGUGUUAUCGUUUGAUAUCCUCACUUCUGUCUCGCGGACUGGCACGAACCAUGAAGAGGAUCAGCCAGUGCAUCUGCAGGUUGCGGACUGGGACAAGCAUGCGGAAAAGGAAUGGCCGCUAUUCAAGGGCGUAGAGAACAGGUUUUGCCCGGCUGGGGUGUAUGAAUAUGUAGAAGAUGCGACGAAGAAGGAUGGCGUGAGAUUCCAGAUCAACGCGCAGAACUGUAUCCACUGCAAAACGUGUGAUAUUAAAGCACCAAGCCAGGAUAUCAACUGGACGACGCCCCAGGGAGGAGAAGGACCGAAGUAUUAUAUGACUUGA
Morchella importuna is the source of this 1857-nucleotide messenger RNA. RefSeq lists its product as uncharacterized. Gene Ontology annotation, molecular function: electron-transferring-flavoprotein dehydrogenase activity; iron-sulfur cluster binding. The coding region runs from base 1 to 1857 and encodes 618 amino acids. Gene Ontology annotation, cellular component: mitochondrial inner membrane. NCBI's taxonomy places the organism in Eukaryota, Fungi, Ascomycota, Pezizomycetes, Pezizales, Morchellaceae. The transcript has 2 exons. The record is from RefSeq and is a predicted model, not a curated record. Gene Ontology annotation, biological process: electron transport chain.